Messenger RNA from Pieris macdunnoughi, 696 nucleotides. The record is from the annotation of a GenBank genome assembly. Lineage: Eukaryota; Metazoa; Arthropoda; Insecta; Lepidoptera; Pieridae.
AUGAGAGACGAACGCUCCAGUCCAUCUCGCGUGCGCAUCGCAGUAAUUGGUAGCUCCAGAGUUGGUAAAUCUGCACUCAUAGUGCGGUACUUAACACGAAGAUACAUAGGAGAAUAUCAUUCAAAUACAGACCUGCUCUACAGACAAACAGUGCCGAUUAAUGGAACUCCAAUAGAACUAGAAGUAAUAGAUGUCUCUGGAUCAAAUUUGGACAAAUUUCCCACAGAACAGAUUCAAUGGGCCGACGCGUGUCUCCUGGUAUAUUCCGUGACAGAUAGAACAAGUUUUGAAUAUGCCACCGAAGUAUUAAAUAUUUUGAAGAAACCACAGAAUAGCAGUCCAGCCCAUAACCCUGCCACAUCCGGGAUGCCCUUGGCGUUAUUAGGAAACAAGACGGACUUGGAUCAUUUAAGACAGGUACCAACAAAAGAUGGCCAGUCAGUCAGUGCAGCGCACGGAGCAUCCUUCAGCGAAGCAAGUGUCGCCGAUAAUACUGGCGACCUCUAUCGGUGUAUGGACAAACUGUUAGCUGAAGUGCGAACCCCGCAGCGCUCGAGAAAGUUCUCCGUCACAAAGAUGCUUGGCUCUUUAAUAGGCGGUCAAAAUAAUAACAACCAGACAACCCGUGGGUCAGUAGUAGCCUGCCCACGAGUUCCCACACCCACGCGGCCUGCCCUUGCAGCGGCUGCGCCUUGA